GGCCGAAUGGCUAUUUUCCGGUUAUAUAAAAACAGAAGUCCUCUGCAGAAACUGCUGAGUUUUUGCCUCCUCUGCUUCUUGUUUUAUUUUCUUUUGAACUUUCGGUUGUGAGCGCAGGUUUUGGUUUGUCUGAUGAACAAUAUAGCUCAGUUAUCUCGCGUUUGCGUUGGCGUGCUCUGGUAAAAGGAAGGAUUGUUUCACCAAAACAUUAAAAAAUAUAUAUAUAUACUACUUGUGUUCCUUUUCUUUCUUUCGCUUUUUGUUGCUUCAACUCAACUGAAUCCUUGAACUUUACUUUCUCAAAUGGAUGGACAACUUCCUGUUCUUGAAUUUGUAUUAAUGGAAAUGGGCAUGUAAUUUUGUGUGAAAAAGAAAUUUGAGGAGUUUUUUUAUCAAGGAAAUUUGCAGAGGACUCUUGACAAUGGAUGGUAAUCUUUUAUCAGACAUUCAAGAACCUAGCAUCGACACGGAUAAGUUGAGCUACGAGAUAUUUUCAAUCUUGGAAAGCAAGUUUCUGUUUGGUUACGACGAUCAAAAGGUUUGGCUUCCCAAACAGAUAUCCUCGACGCCUUUGGAGGCCAAAACCGACACCUUAAACACGCAACAAAGUUCUGAAUUAAACGGCAUCUCCUCUGUCAAAAACCAGCGAGGAAAAAUUUGUAUACUCAGCAUUGACGGAGGCGGCAUGCGUGGCAUUCUUCCCGGUAAGGCUUUAGCUUAUCUUGAACACGCGCUCAAGUCCAGGUCCGGCAAUCCAAACGCCAGAAUCGCCGAUUAUUUCGACGUUGCGGCCGGUACUGGCGUGGGCGGUAUCUUCACGGCCAUGCUAUUCGCCACCAACGACAACAGUCGCCCGAUUUUCAAAGCUGAAGACACGUGGCAGUUUCUUGCCAACCAGGGCAAAAGAAUUUACCGGUCAUCCUCUGGUUCUAAUUCUGGAUAUUUUAUUACACGAAUGUUUAGAGGCGGUUCAACUUCCUGUUCGGCCUCCGCCGGUAUGGAGAAAGCCAUGAAAGAGAUGUUCAUUGAUAACGGCCGUGACUUAACUCUAAGGGAUACGUUAAAACCGGUUCUCAUCCCGUGUUAUGAUCUUUCCAGUACGGCGCCGUUCUUAUUUUCCAGAGCGGACGCGCUCGAAACCGAGAGUUUUGAUUUCAGACUUUGGGAAGUAUGCAACGCCACGUCGGCUGAACCAGGCUUGUUCGAGCCGGUUUUAAUGCGGUCCGUUGAUGGCCAGACGAGGUGUGUUGCGGUUGACGGCAGUUUAGCCAUGAGCAACCCAACGGCGGCGGCGAUCACGCACGUGUUACACAAUAAACAAGAGUUUCCAUUCGUGCGAGGCGUAGAGGACCUGCUGGUGUUAUCAUUGGGCAUGGGUCAGCUCCUUGAUGUUAGUUACGACUAUGAUCAGGUCAAGUAUUGGAAGGUCAAAGAUUGGUCUAGACCCAUGGCUCGAAUUUCUGGUGAUGGCUUGGCGGACUCGGUGGACCAGGCUGUGGCCAUGGCGUUUAGCCAGUCUACCAGCAGUGGUAAUUACGUUCGUAUUCAGGCAAAUGCGUCUAAUGUAGCCCGGUGUGGAUCCAAUGUUGAUACAGACCCUAGUCCCAGCAACGUAAAUAUGCUGAUGGGAAUAGCAGAGGAACUGCUGAAGCAGAAAAAUGUUGAAUCAGUGCUCUUUGGAGGUAAAAGGAUUGCUGAGCAAAGCAAUUUUGAAAAACUCGAUUGGUUCGCCAAUGAACUUGUGCUUGAGCAUCAGAGGAGGAGUUGCAGAAUAGCUCCCACUGUUGCUUUGAAGCAAGCCAGUCCCAAACCCACCUAGAAUUUAUUGCAGAAGUGAAUUCUGUCUUUGAAUUGCAGGGUAAAAAAAAAAAAAGAAAGAAAAAAGUUGAAGAAGAAAAAGUAAAAAUAUAGCAGCUUUUACUAUUGAAAGAGAUGAUAGACAGAGAAGAAGAGUUCCAAGAGUUGGGUGAAAAGGACAGGUAGUAAUGUAAAAAGGGGGAAAGAUCUGAGUGGGAUACUUUGGCUGGCAUAGGACAAGCAUGGUGGUGUCCACUUAUUCACCUUUUGAGAAUGGCAAAGAAGCAAGAAACAAAAGCAAAGUUAUUCAAGUUGAUCAAUCAGCUUUUAAAGGUCAAACAAACAAAUACCCAGGUCAGGUGUGACUUUUAAUUUAUCAUUUCAAUUCAACCAUGCAUUAUUUUUAGGGUGGGAAAUAAUUGAAUUAAACUGUUUCUAUUACUUCCCAUUCCCUACCUUUUUUUUCUUUUUCUUUCUUUCAUAAUUCAGUUGGAUAAUGAAAAAAUUAUUUAAAAGUUGUUUGGAAGAGGGGUUCUUUUUGUUCCCUUGAAUUUAGAAAAUGUGGCUAUAAUUUAUGCAAAAUGGCCGGUAUUGGAGAUUGAGGUGUGGUGUAUGUACUGUAUACAAAAAAUUCGUUUUUUGUAAUUUGAAAUUGAAGCCCCAUUGUAAUUGGGUUGAAAUUGGAAUUGAAAUUAUUUGAAAAUA
This is a messenger RNA of Mangifera indica (mango), 2502 nucleotides long. Its product is annotated as patatin-like protein 6. Gene Ontology annotation, biological process: lipid metabolic process. The record is from RefSeq and is a predicted model, not a curated record. The transcript is spliced from 3 exons. NCBI's taxonomy places the organism in Eukaryota, Viridiplantae, Streptophyta, Magnoliopsida, Sapindales, Anacardiaceae. The coding region runs from base 422 to 1819 and encodes 465 amino acids.